Myripristis murdjan (pinecone soldierfish) is the source of this 4608-nucleotide messenger RNA. RefSeq names its product alpha-2-macroglobulin-like. The transcript has 36 exons. NCBI's taxonomy places the organism in Eukaryota, Metazoa, Chordata, Actinopteri, Holocentriformes, Holocentridae. The coding region runs from base 1 to 4374 and encodes 1457 amino acids. Gene Ontology annotation, cellular component: extracellular region. The record is from RefSeq and is a predicted model, not a curated record. Gene Ontology annotation, molecular function: endopeptidase inhibitor activity.
AUGGGUCAUCCUGGGAUUCAGACAUGGCCGUGGAUGCUAUGUGCCCUCCUAAGUUGGGUGCAUGUGGGUCAAGCGAGUUCAGGACCGCAUUACAUGGUAGUCAUUCCUUCAGUUCUUGAAGCUGGAGCUGACACCCAAUUCUGCGCAAGUCUCCUGCAGCCCAAUGAAACUUUGCUCAUGACUGUCACUCUGACCUCGCAAGCAGAAAACAGAACCCUGCUCACGGAGGAAGCUGACACAGAUGUUCACACCUGUGUUAAAUUUAAGGUUCCUAUGGUGCAGAAUGAAGAGGUGCGGAAUUUGGAGGUAGAGGUUCAUGGCAAGAUGUUUCAUUCAAAAGAAAUGAAGAAGGUCAUGAUCAGAGCCUAUAGACCCAUGACCUUUAUCCAGACGGAUAAACCAAUAUACCUCCCAGGACAAACAGUCCACUUCAGAGUAGUUUCAGUGGACACCAAGUUCAGACCUGCCAAUCAGUUGUACAAAAUCAUUGAAAUUAAGGACCCUUACAGAAACCGGAUUGGACAGUGGCUGAACACCUCAUCCGAUGGUAAAAUAGUGCAGCUCUCUUAUUCCUUGAUCUCUGAGGCCCCUGAGGGAGACUACCAAGUUAUUGUUUCGAUUGCUGAAGAAAAAAUACAUCAUAGUUUCAUGGUUGAGGAAUAUGUUUUGCCCAAAUUUGGUGUAAAGGUCCAGGCACCUGAAGAAAUAAGCAUUGUGCAGGAGGAAAUCCAAGCUGAAAUAUGUGGAAAGUAUACAUAUGGACUGCCUGUGCCAGCCAAAGCUCAUAUUGAGGUGGUCCGGCCUGUUCGUUAUCAAGGUUCGAUUCUGAUUUCUACCCCUAAAGAACCAGAGGCAGCCUAUGAAAUAAGUGUCCCUUACUAUGAAGAGACAAAACAGACAGAGAAGACUGGCUGUGCUACUUUUACCUUCAACAUGUCAGCUUUCACAAAACUUGACCAAAAGGUGCUGACAGAUAGACUGUACCUUUAUGCCAAAGUGGAAGAGGAGGGGACAGGUAUUACAUAUGCACAUAAACGGCUAAGAAUAGAACUUUCUUAUAUCGUUGGAAAACUAUCCUUUAUUGACACCCCCAAGCGAUAUGAACAAGGAUCAGUUGUGGAAGGAAAAGUUAAAGCGGUUUACUUCAAUGAAACCCCCAUUCCUGACUAUUCAGUCUACCUGUUUGAGGGUAACAGGUGGUCAGAACGUCACUUACAAAACCUCACGACUGACAGAAAUGGUGUUGCCUCUUUCUCACUGAAUACAUCUGACUUCAGAGGGGACAUCACACUACGAGUAAGUAAAACAUCAAAACUGGACUACCGUGGAUAUAGGACUCCAUACUAUAAGUCAGGGACACACACCCUGUCAUUGGUCCAGGCCUCUACAUCAGUCAGCUCCCUGGAGGUGAAGAGAAACGACGAGAGACCACUUCCUUGUGACAAAAAAGAGCCAAUCUCUAUCAAGUACACUAUAGCUAGAGAGACGCCAGGCUCUGUGGAUGUGAUUUAUUUGAUCUUAUCUAGAGGUGUCAUUGUCAAGCAAGGACACGUGAAAGUUGAAGUGCAAGAUGGUCCAGUGACUUCUGGUGAGGUCUCCUUUGAGGUCGAAGUGUCUCCAGACAUGGCACCACUGGUCCAGGUUGUUGCAUAUGCUGUUCUUCCCAGUGAGACUGUGAUUGCCCACAGCGCUGACUUCUCAACCGAGAAAUGCUUCAAUAACAAGGUGUCGUUGGAGUUUAAUCCAUCCUCAGCUGUCCCGGGAGAGGAAAACUUCCUACAACUGUCGGCCAAGCCACACUCUCUGUGUGGCAUCAGUGCUGUCGACCAGAGCGUCCUCAUCAAGGAGCCAGGGAAGAAGCUGGAUGCAAACCAGAUGUUUGAUUUGCUGCCUGUGACGCAUUUGUCCGGUUUUCCACACGAGAUUGAAGAUGUUACAUCAUGUUUGCCUCUGAGAGCAAAGAGAUACAUUCGUCCAAGACCUGACAGAGAUGACAAUGAUGCUUACACAGUUUUCCAGAAUUUGGGGAUGAAGAUGGCAACAAAUUUGGUUAUCAGAACACCUUCUUGUGUCACGUAUAAGGGAAGAGAAUAUUACUAUCGUGGCAAUGUGAAUCCUUAUAGACAUUACAGCGACUCAGGACCAGUUGCGCACAGAAUGCCUGAACAAGAAGUGUCGAUUGUUCUUAUUGGUAGUGAAUCUCCUCCACCGAUAGAAUCAGUCCGUGCUUUCUUCCCUGAGACUUGGAUUUGGGACCUUGUGGAUGUCGGAGAGACUGGAUCCAAGGAUGUGCCCCUCACUGUCCCGGACACCAUCACCACCUGGGAGACGGAGGCUUUCUGCUUGUCCCCUCAGGGUUUUGGUCUCGCUCCUCGUAAAGAGCUCACUGUCUUCCAGCCCUUCUUCCUCGAGCUCAGCCUGCCCUACUCCAUCAUCCGGGGGGAGCACUUUGAGCUCAAGGCAACCGUCUUCAACUACCUGUCCAGGUGCAUCAUGGUCACUGUGACCCCAGCCCCCUCUGUAGAAUACACGCUCACCCCCCUCUCUGGUGACAAGUACUCAUCCUGUCUGUGUGCCAGUGAACGCAAGACCGUCAGCUGGACGAUGGCACCCAGUGUCUUGGGGGCGGUGAAUGUGUCUGUGAGUGCUGAGGCUGUGACAUCUGAUGUUUCAUGUAACAAUGAGAUUGUGAGCGUACCAGAGAGAGGUCGCAUUGAUGUGGUCACACGCCCUCUCAUAGUAAAGCCUGAGGGAACUGAGGUCACAAAGGCCUACAACUGGUUGCUCUGUCCAAACGGAGAGACUUUGACAGCAGAGAGGGAUUUAGUCCUGCCUGAGAACAUCAUUCCUGAAUCUGCACAUGGUUCACUGUCAGUGUUGGGUGACAUCCUGGGCCGGGCCCUAAAUAACCUGGAUGGACUGCUGAGGAUGCCAUACGGAUGUGGGGAGCAGAACAUGGCACUCCUGGCCCCCAAUAUCUACGUCCUUGAAUACCUGGCAAACACAGAUCAAAUGACCAAAGCCAUAAAGGAAAAGUCAACUGGUUUCCUAAACAGCGGCUACCAGAGGCAGCUGAACUACAGGCAUUAUGAUGGUGCUUAUAGCACAUUUAGAGGAGGAUCAGGGAACACAUGGUUGACCGCUUUUGUGCUGAAAUCUUUUGUCAAGGCAAAGACUUUUGUCUAUAUUGACCCAGAAGUAAUUGAUCUGUCCAAGACUUGGUUGGAGGGUAAACAGCAAACCAACGGCAGUUUCCAACAAUUAGGAAAACUCUUUAACAACAGGAUGAAGGGUGGAGUGAAUGAUGAAGUGACUCUCAGUGCUUAUGUCACUGCUGCUUUGUUGGAGGCCAAUAUGUCAGUGUCUCAUUCAGGUAUGAAUAGAAGCUUGACUUUCCUCAACGAGUCCAUCAGUAGUUUGGACAACACUUACACUAGAGCUCUGCUGGCUUACGUCUUCACCCUGGCUGGGGACAUGAAGACUCGUGCUAUCCUGCUGGAGCAGCUAGACAAGGAUGCUGUACGCCAAGGGGGUUUCAUCCAUUGGACUCAGAAGGCCACAGAGACAUCUGCCUCUCUGUCUGUGGAGAUUAGCUCCUAUGUGCUGCUGGCCAAACUCAGUGCCUCCUCUACUACUCGUGAAGAACUGGGCUAUGCCUCUGGCAUCGUCAGGUGGCUGGCCAGACAGCAGAACUCCUAUGGAGGCUUCUCCUCUACACAGGACACAGUGGUGGCUCUUCAGGCUCUGGCUCUCUACUCUAGUCAGGUGUUCACUCCAGAAGGUUCAAGCUCAGUGUUAGCCCAGUCUCCCUCUGGCCAUCUGACGUUUGAAGUGGACCCAACCAACAAACUUCUCUACCAGGAGAAGUGGCUGAAGGAUGUGGCAGGAAAGUACCAGUUUGAGGUGAAGGGAACUGCAUGUGUGGCAGUGCAGUUGGCUCUUAAAUACAACAUCCCAGUUGUUACUGAUGACACCAGUUUCAGCAUCCAGAUUAAACCAGAAGCAGACUGCAGCAAAACAUCUCUGAGACCUAAAGUUAAUCUGACUCUGACGUCCCAAUAUAGUGGAAAAGAGUCUACGACAAACAUGGUGAUCCUGGAUAUCAAAGUACUCUCUGGAUUUGUCCCAACCCCAGAGUCUUUGAAUAAUCUCAAGCGUGCUCAUCUGGUAGAUCGUGUUGAACAAGAAAAAGACCACGUCCUGAUUUACUUGCAAGAGCUGUUGCCUGGAAAACCCACACACCACAGCUUAGAACUUGUGCAGGAGCUUCCGAUGCAGAACCUGAAGCCAGCGGUGGUCAAGAUCUAUGACUACUACCAGCCAAGCGACCAGGCUGAGACAGAAUACACCUACUCCUGUGCUGCAGCAUCUUGAAGAGGAACGACAGAUGUCACUGACUCCAACAAAAAUUCAGAAUAGAUCGGCAUGUUAUUAACAUGCCGAUGUGUACUUUGUUUUCCUCCACAUCCACUUUUGUGUAAAUGUAUGUUCACAUGUAGCAUACUUAUUAGACCUAUGCUUGAAUGUUAGAACAAUAGUGCAGUUCCUUCCGGUUUUUAAACUUUCUUUUAAUUUGAGUGUAUGUAAAAAGACCACUAGCUUGUUGUG